AUGUCGAAUCCAGGAGAGAAUGAGAAAGCUCUUCAAGCUAUAACAACUCUCGAAAAGUAUCUAAUUGAAGCCAAAAGUGGUAUCGUUGAUCUCGUUGUGAUGUUGGAAAUGCAAGACCGGGUUCCUUAUCCUGAUCUCUUGGAUCAGUUUGCUGCUUUGGCUGGUUCUUUCACAGAGAUUCAGAAUAUUAUGAAGAAGGGGGCGUUACCAUCAGCCGCUGAAGAUGGAGGACUCUUGCUGAAGAACAAUGUUUUGGUGCCAACUUUUGUGUCUAUGGAGCCGGACGAUAAUCUUUUGGUACGUUUUUUGUGCCUUUAUAUUGUUUUUGGAUUUAUUUUUAUUUAAAGUUGUGUUCUUUGCAUUAGCAUCUUAGAAUAUUGUUUCAGCAAUUAACAGAAGGCAGAAUACAUUGUUGGAACCAUGAUGUUGUCCCAGAUUAUCUUCGAACAAAGCUUUGUCCAGCUGCAGAAGAUGAAGAAAGCCGACUAGAUAACGAAAGACAACAGCGACCAGGAGAUUCUAUAGCAAAACAAGUAAGUGCCUCAUUAUUAUCUUGAAAAAUGGGUAAUACUACUAGUUGUUAAUGUUUUUUGUUUAGAUUCAAUUGAUGAACAAACAUAUCGACUCGAUUAUUACUAUCAACGGCGAAACUACAAACAAGACACAGGAUAAAAACAAAGAAGCGAUUGCCUUUGAUGUUAAUGAUACCAGGAAGCUGGUCAGAGGAAUAAUGAAAGGAGAAGGACUCAAACCAAAGUCUCAGCUACAUUCUGCUGGUCAACUAGCUCAAAGUCUUCAGAAGAAAUGA
Messenger RNA from Bursaphelenchus okinawaensis, 808 nucleotides. NCBI's taxonomy places the organism in Eukaryota, Metazoa, Nematoda, Chromadorea, Rhabditida, Aphelenchoididae. The record is from the annotation of a GenBank genome assembly.